CGUUGGAGAAACGCAGAUGCUCCGGAGUUACCCUUUGGAGAAAGGCAGAUGCAUGUUUUCUGUCCGCUGGCAGCGGCUUGGGCUCUUUUGUAGGGCUCAUGAUCUAGGAAAUGAGGCGUCAUGGCAGCACACGUUCGGUUAAACUUGGGAAGACGUUGCGUUUUCUUUUUUCUUCGUUGCUUUCUAUUAUUUAGCACAAUUCAGGACUGGGGUGAAGAGGUAGAAGAGGGAGCUGUUUACCAUGUCACCCUGAAAAGAGUGCAGAUUCAGCAGGCUGCCAACAAAGGAGCAAGAUGGCUUGGGGUUGAAGGGGACCAAUUACCUCCAGAGCAUACUGUCAGCCAGUAUGAAACUUGCAAGAUAAGGACUAUAAAAGCUGGAACUUUGGAGAAACUCGUGGAGAACCUUCUGACAGCUUUUGGGGACAAUGAUUUUACCUACAUCAGUAUCUUCCUCUCAACAUACAGGGCUUUUGCUUCUACCGAGGAAGUACUGGAACUUCUCCUUGACAGGUAUGGAAACCUGGAGACCUCAAGCUGUGAAGAAGUUAGAAGCCAGAAUUCCUCUGAAUCCAAAACAGUACUCAGGAUUGCAAUAGCAUCGAUCGUACGAGCCUGGCUCGAUCAGUGCUCUGAAGAUUUCAGAGAGCCACCCAACUAUUCGUGUUUGCUGAAGUUGCUGGAUUACCUGAAGAGGAAUAUACCUGGCUCUGACCCAGAGAGGAGGGCGCAGAACCUCUUGGAGCAGUUCCAGAGCCAAGAAGUGGAAAGUGAUGAUGGGUUCCAUAACAUUUCUUCCUGUAACCUGUACGAUGAAGAGGAACUGGAGCUCAGCAGUCCAGAGGAAUUCUCGUCUUUCCAAGAAGACCUUGUAGCAGAACAGUUGACGUACAUGGAUGCAAAACUCUUCAAGAAAGUUGUGCCCCACCACUGUUUGGGAUGCAUCUGGUCUCGAAGAGAUAAGAAAGAAAACAAGCACUUGGCACCUACCAUCAGAGCCACCAUCUCUCAGUUCAAUACAGUCACCAAAUGUGUGGUCAGCACGAUCCUGAAGAGCAAGGAACUCAAAACACAGCAGAGAGCCAAAAUCAUUGAGAAGUGGAUUCAUAUUGCACAUGAAUGUAGGAUCCUGAAGAACUUUUCCUCCUUGAGGGCCAUCAUAUCAGCACUGCAGUCCAACUCCAUCUAUCGGCUAAAGAAGACGUGGGCGUGUGUUCCGAAGGACAUAAUAUUGAUGUUUGAAGAGCUGUCUGAUAUCUUCUCAGAUCAUGACAACUAUUUGACAAGUAGGGAACUGCUAAUGAAGGAAGGAACAUCCAAAUUUGCGAAUCUGGACAGCAGUGUGAAAGAAAAUCAGAAAAGGACACAGAGGCGACUGCAGAUUCAAAAAGAUAUGGGGCUAAUGCAAGGCACGGUACCUUACCUUGGUACCUUCCUCACUGAUCUCAUCAUGCUCGACACAGCCCUUCAGGACUAUAUCGAGGGUGGCCUCAUAAAUUUUGAGAAGAGGCGAAGGGAAUUUGAAGUAAUUGCACAAAUUAAGCUCUUGCAAUCUGCAUGUAACAGCUAUUGCAUGACACCAGACCAAAAAUUCAUCCUGUGGUUCAGGAGACAGCAGCAUUUAACUGAGGAGGAGAGUUACAGCCUUUCAUGUGAGGCUGAAGCAGCUGCCGACACCAGCGCCACAUCACCGAAGUCUCGGAAGAGCAUGGUGAAGCGGUUCAGCCUACUGUUUCUAGGCUCCGAGGUGAUCACCCCUAGUACACCUAGCAAAGAAGAACCCAAAUCUUCUACUCCAGUUGGGAGUUCUGGUGAAAGCACAGACUCAGCCAGCGUCUCAUCCUGUGAGUUUAAUCACUCUGAAUCUGAAGACGUCUGCAUCAGUCCCAUUGGCACGCCAGACAACACUCAGAAGAAGCUCUCGGAAUCCUCCUCCUCUUCCUCCUCCUGCUUCUCCACCACUCAUUCUAUGGACACAUCUUCCUCGGGGAUGUCAUCUCUAACUUUAUCCCCUCCCUUGCUGCCCUCCAACGAGUGCUCCAUCACCAUGACAUCCGCUACCUCAAAAGCACUGCCUCCUGUUUACAACCAGCAGAACAAAGACACCUGCAUCAUCCGCAUCAGCAUAGAAGACAACAACGGCAACAUGUACAAGAGCAUCCUGCUAACCAGCCAAGACAAAGCUCCUGCUGUCAUCCAGAGAGCUAUGUUGAAGCACAACCUGGAAUCUGAUGCAGCUGAGGAUUAUGAGCUGGUACAGGUCAUCUCUGAGAACAAAGAGCUGGUGAUCCCGGCCAACGCCAACGUCUUCUAUGCCAUGAACAGCCACGUGAACUUCGAUUUCAUCCUGCGGAAAAAAGCUUCAGUGAAGGAGCAGGUGACAAUGAGGAGCCGCUGCAGCCUGACGCUGCCCAGAACUGCCAAACGUGGCUGCUGGAGCAACAGGCACAGCAAAACCGCCCUGUGAGGGGCAGCCGUGGGCAGCGCGGGCUGGGAGCUGCACCUCCGCUACCAUCCAGUGUUACAGCAGGUGAAUGUGUCAGUAUUCAACUGGGAGAAUAUUUGAGGCUGCAGUGCAAGGUGAGCAGUGGGUAGACCUUGGGCCAGAGGGUCUCUACUCCCUUGAUGCAGGAUAUGGACAGGUGGACACAGACUUUGGAGACAGCUGGGACUGGAACUUGUCUGUUUUGCACAUUGGCUGAAGAAGGCGAGCGCCCCGGGUAGAGGGGAAAAGGGGAUGGCGACGUCUGUCUUAACACCACACAAGCCAACUCGUUUUUGUGAGAAAACAGUUUCCUUUGUGCCAGUAUUACACAGAAGAAGGUCUAAAUUUAUUUUUAUAAAACUGGAGAAGAAGAGCUGUGGAAUCCAAGGCUGCUGCCUCCAGCACGGGGCGGGUACGGCCCCACAGUGCUCAGGCGGCGCAAGCUGCACGCGUGGGCACUGCGGUCACACAGCUGGCAACCUUCUUUUUGCACUUGUUCAUUGCCAGAAAAUUACCUGUUUUGGAUUUCUCGUUUUUUUUUUGGCCUCCAAAGAACUUUAGAAGAAUGGACUGCACUUGCUUUCAGAUGAAUGUCACGGUUUGCACAUGAACAGAGCAAACACUACUUCUCUAGACUUAGGUCGUGUCUUAAUGCCACUCCUGGGUGGUUUUCCUUCUCCUUUGCUAACCCUUGGAGCAGAAAUCAAUGCCUUUUGCGUGUACUCUGGAAUGACUGAUGUACCUCUUUGUCAUGUGCAAUCACUUUUCAGGAGCAGAACUUCUAACUCACAUUUUCAUUAAUGAGGGGCAACUACACGAGCUUUUAUUUUCGGAGUGGGUGUGGAGAGGAGAGAGCCAGGUUUUACACAUUACCCCAACCCACCAGAGAUCUUAUACACUUGUAGCAUUGUUAUAUAUGUCUAUUAAAUGAAUUUCCUGACAGGGUACAGCCUUUCAGCUGGACUAAAGGAUUCAGCUGGAAUAAAGAAUUUAAUAAUCUGUUCUUUGUGAAGUUUUUAAAUGUUAAAAGAAAGGAGAGUUAGAGAUUUUAUUUUAAAAAGCCAUAAAAGAGACAUUGGAUUGUAAACAGCCAUUACUGAAAGGGCUGUCUUGGAGAUAGGUUAGUAGCAGUUAAAAAAAGCCUUAAGACUAUAUCUUAUCCACGUCUGGGCCUUUUAUCCCCCCAGUUCUGUAGCACUAAUUUUCACAGCUGGGCUCAGAUUGCAUUAACGACCGGUGAUAAAUGUGCCAUGCAAACCAGGGUGGGUUGUACUAUGGUUUUACACAGAUUUAUCACCUCUGUUUACAAGUAGCAGCAAGUAGGUCCUACAUUAGUUAAAAACUCCACUUGCAGUUUCAUUGUGAGGGUGAAGGCUGUGAGUUUGUAACUGAGCCUCAACCUUUGCCCAAAGUUAGGGCAAGAUUACAAGAAGUUCAGUUUUCGUUGCAUUUCAGCGUAAGCGUUCAUUGGUGUCUGUGUGGGAGCAGCUGUUGUAGUGUUCACUCAGAGGUUGUAUGUCUGGAUUAAGCUGAAAGGUGAAUGUUCUUGAUUUUUAAAAGGUUAUAUAUGAAAUAGAUUUUUUUAAUUGCUUCUCUGUAAUCUUUCUACCAUAAGUAUAUAAACUUUUUUUCCACUAAUAUUUGCCUGGAGUUAAUCUACUUCCUACUGUUAGACUUUAUUACUGUGAGUUGUGGGGUUUUUACAUCUCACACCUUUCUCCCUCACUUUUACUGUUUCAGCUGUUCUCAGCUUCUUCCAGCUCCCUCAACUCUCCUUCCCAGCCACCCAGAGCUUUCAGUUUAAUGAUUUCUGUUGCAACUAAUGGGGUAACUUAUACACAAAUUUUAUAACUUCUUCAUGAAAUCAUUCUCUUGGGCCACUAAAUGAGUUCUGCAACAAGUUAAUA
Colius striatus (speckled mousebird) is the source of this 4391-nucleotide messenger RNA. It is a transcript of the gene RGL1, whose product is annotated as ral guanine nucleotide dissociation stimulator like 1. The record is from RefSeq and is a predicted model, not a curated record. Gene Ontology annotation, cellular component: plasma membrane. Bases 121 to 2466 code for a protein of 781 amino acids. Gene Ontology annotation, molecular function: guanyl-nucleotide exchange factor activity. The transcript has 18 exons. Lineage: Eukaryota; Metazoa; Chordata; Aves; Coliiformes; Coliidae. Gene Ontology annotation, biological process: positive regulation of GTPase activity; Ras protein signal transduction.